GGCACGCAGGUAGGCAGUUCCGCGUUAUUAUCUCUCGGGGUGUAAUCGCGACAAGUUUUACGAGUAACGCAAUUAUUUCUCGCGAACGAGCAACGCUUCUUAACACGUUCGUUACAUGUGUGCGACGAAACCGAUUCUCACGAGAAAAUCAUAUUAUAGAUAUGUGAGUGACACAACUUUAUAACGUUAUACACUCGGUUAUACAUGUAUGACGUUUUAUGCAUUAUAUACUCAUGCAGUUGCCUAUUUAGCGAUGGCGAACGUGUUAAGCGUGUGCGAUUUGCGACGAUUAAGAAACUUUUACGAUUCGUAAUGAGAAACGGUUCACGGCGACGACUUUUUAUUGUCUUUCGGGGCGCAAUCGAGCCGAGUAUUACGAGCAACACGAGAUCAUUCCUCGUGAACGAAGUUAACGAUCGCGGACGGGACGACGCGACGGGAGUGCCGUGCAGAGUAUCGCGCGAUCGUUGUAUUCUCGAGAUCGAUGUACGUGCGAUGGCAAUUAAUCGUGUUCGCGAGUGAAUAUUGUGCGACCGCUAUGAAGAAAUCUGAGAGGAGGAGAAGGCGGCCUGGGAGGCUUCGGGCAACGG
This is a messenger RNA of Temnothorax curvispinosus, 590 nucleotides long. RefSeq lists its product as uncharacterized. The transcript has 3 exons. The coding region runs from base 205 to 522 and encodes 105 amino acids. Lineage: Eukaryota; Metazoa; Arthropoda; Insecta; Hymenoptera; Formicidae. The record is from RefSeq and is a predicted model, not a curated record.